This is a messenger RNA of Venustampulla echinocandica, 774 nucleotides long. RefSeq lists its product as uncharacterized. Gene Ontology annotation, cellular component: cytoplasm. NCBI's taxonomy places the organism in Eukaryota, Fungi, Ascomycota, Leotiomycetes, Helotiales, Pleuroascaceae. Bases 1 to 774 code for a protein of 257 amino acids. Gene Ontology annotation, molecular function: phosphatase activity. The record is from RefSeq and is a predicted model, not a curated record. The transcript has 2 exons.
AUGCCCCCGACCAUCAUCUUGAUCAGACACGCUGAAGCUUUACAUAAUAUCUCGAAUAAGUUUUUUUCCCUCUUCGCCGAUGCACAGAAAUCUAACCAUCCCUCACAGGACUAUACUAUUCGUGACCCGCCUCUGACAGAACUCGGAAAACAAACGCAAUGCGCAGCACUCUCCGAGUCGCUUCAAACCUUUCCUCUAUCGCAAGACAUAGGUCUCAUAGUCGUGUCCCCAAUGACACGGGCUCUUCAAACCGCAGACAACUCUCUCGGCUGGCUGAUGAACCAAGGCGUUCCUGCAAUCCCCCAGGCAGAGUGGCAGGAGAACACAGUAAACAGCAUCGACAUCGGACGUCCAGUGGCUGAACUUGAGAAGGAGUUUCCACAGUUCGACUGGACACAAAUAGAUCCUGUAUUUCCAGCAAAGGAAGGACUUUACGAAUUCUCGCAAAAGGCGCUGACUAAGCGAGGGGUUGUGGCCAGAAUAUGGCUGCACGAGCGUAAGGAGAAAGUGAUUGCUGUAAUAAGCCAUGACGGCUUCAUGCGGGUGGGAAUUUGCCAAAGGAAAUUCGGCAACGCAGAUUACAGAGUUUUUGAUUUCGAGGAGAAUGGGUUGGGACUUGUGGAAUGGAAGUCGACGGAAGAGAAAGGCGGCGGACUAGGGACGAGUCCCAAAGGCCAUUUUGGGUGGUUACCAAACGACUUCAAAUACAUGCCAAAAAAUAUAGCGACGACAACGGAGACAAACUACGAGAGCACCACGGUACUCGGUGUAUAA